Messenger RNA from Gadus macrocephalus (Pacific cod), 2551 nucleotides. Its product is annotated as transmembrane protein 50B-like. Bases 279 to 749 code for a protein of 156 amino acids. The record is from RefSeq and is a predicted model, not a curated record. The transcript has 7 exons. NCBI's taxonomy places the organism in Eukaryota, Metazoa, Chordata, Actinopteri, Gadiformes, Gadidae. Gene Ontology annotation, biological process: late endosome to vacuole transport via multivesicular body sorting pathway; protein targeting to vacuole.
GAGGUUGUGGUUGUGUUGGGAUUGGUCCUCACAGAGAUCGGGGUGUUGUGAUUGGUCCUCACGCCCCAUCGUCAUCACAACAAGUCAAAGCGAAACUCACACCGAGCUCCGAAUGGAUCCUAAAAGCUGUCCUUGAUUACCUGCUUACAACUCAAGGAACACAAGGAGAGAAGCAUUCUCCGUGUGAUAAGCCAGGCUACGAACCAGCCCGGAACUAGACCUGGGACAGCACGUCGGAGGAGAGAGAAGAGGAGAGGAGAGAGGAGUGAACAAGGAGGAUGGCGGGGUUCCUCGACAACUUGCGCUGGCCGGAGUGCAUCGACUGGGGGGAGAGGCGCAACACCGUGGCCUCCGUGGUCGCAGGAGUUCUGUUCUUUACCGGUUGGUGGGUGAUGAUUGACGCGGCGACCAUCUACACAACACAGGAGCAGAUGAACCACGCCUUCCACACGUGUGGCGUCUUCUCCACCAUCGCUUUCUUCAUGAUCAAUGCUGUGUCUAAUGGCCAGGUGAGGGGCGACACCUACGGAGAGGGCUGCUUCGGGAGGACGGGCGUCCGUCUCUGGCUCUUCAUGGGCUUCAUGGUGAUGUUCGGCUCCCUCAUCGGCGCCAUUUGGAUCCUGUUCGGCGCGUACGUGACACAGGGGAAGGAAGUUGCUCCGGGCCUGGCUGUGUUCUUCCAGAAUACUUUCAUCUUCUUCAGCACUCUCAUCUUCAAGUUUGGCCGGACUGAAGAUCUGUGGGGUUAGGGUCCUUGCCCCCCAUCCCCCCCCCAAUCUUCAUCUACUUUUUUUUUUUUGCUUUAAUUUCAAAUGUUUCUUCACGUUUCUAAUCACGCUGUACGGGCCAGUUUUGAACCCUGAGCUGGACAGUGUUUAUUACAGAUGCCACAUCCUGAUGUGCCUUCAGGGUCCAGCAACAUCAAGGCUACAAUAAGGAACAUGAUUCAGCUUAGUAAAUGCAUUUAUCUGAACAAUUAACUCAUUUUCGCUAUGACAUGGACACUAAAGGCUUAGUUAUGGUUCCACGUCUACUUUUUUUUCCGCGCAAGGGGGUUUACGGACCCAUUACGUCCUUGCGGACCCUCCUUGCGUCCGAUGUGUGCAUCCCAAAAUGUUUAACCUUGCGUCGAGGCGACGCAGCAGCGAGGGCUGCGAUUGGUCCGCUCACUAAAACACGAUGCAGAACCAAAACAGGUUCAGGACCGCGUCGAAUCAUCUGUGUGGUCAUUGCGUUGCGUCGACGUGGAACCAUUACUAAGCCUUUAGGCUAACGUCGCUAUAUGUUAUAUACUGAGCUGUAUGCUGCUUACAUAGAGGAGCGGUGUGGUCCAUCUGGGUUUGGGUCUUUUUGUAAUUUCCUAAAUCUGUAUUCAGUCCACAAGCUUAUCACAUUUAGGUGUUAUUUAUUCAGGGGAUCAAUAUGUAUUUAUCUACUUUCUGUCAAACGCACAGCUAGGAUCAUCGAAACUGUUGUUUUAAUCUUGGACCAAGCGUGUUGAUUCUUUGGUGCAAGAGGUUCCUUAAAUGGCCUGGGGUUGUUAAUGGUGAACUUGUCUAUUCAGAAUGCUGUAAUUAGAUGUAGUGUUCAGUAGAUUGUUAAAUGCUAAAGCCAUCAGGGACGGUGCCAUCAUUGUAGACACAAUGCGUAUCACAAAUGCUCCUCUGAUUGGCCAGAGGAUGACAGUUGCCAUAUAGACGUGGAGUAGACGUCCUGUCUGAGGCUGAUCUCAGUGGUCAGUGCAGGACGAGUGUCGAUCCCAACCUACGCUUCAGAGCGUCUCCCCUCGCUACUCGCUCAGCCGUUCGAACACUUUUUUUGUUCCAGCAUCUGCUGCAAACUUUAUGUCGUCUUUCACUGUCCCGCAAUUCACUUCCAAUCACGCUUGUUUUCAUGACGACUGCAUCACCUGUCCAACCCCUCCUCUCUGGGGAAAUCAGGCCUCUGUCCUCAACACUGGGCCGGUGGUCAUGGAGGCGUCUGUCGGGGAGCUGGAGAUGAACACGGACUGACCUGGAGCUCCCGGCCCUGACUGUUCGCUCCCUGGGGUCCAUCCCACUGCUUGGGAUGGGAAUUACUAAUAUCUAUUAUAAGUGCUGAAGAAUAUGUAUGGAUAAAAGGGAAAAUAAGCAACAGAGGUUCAUGUAUUAGUCCCCACCAGACUAGGAACCAGGUGGUGGUGGCGGAGAGGGCCAGGACUUAACAAUCCAUCCAUGUGACCUUCUAACCCUGGACCUCUGUAUCAAGGCUGUGGUGUGGAACAAUUAGCAAUCAAAGUUUCUUCCAUUUAUUUGCAAUCCUGAUACAUUCACCAUGACCACAGACAUGUCAACAUUAAGGGAUGGCCACGGGCCAGUUUGACCAGUUGACCUAGGCAGUGUUUUGAUUGGCUGCUUCACAUUUGAUACCGGCGAGAUAACAGCUGCUGUUCGGAGUGCUGAGGGUGUGAUGCCGAUCCGAAGGGAAGACCCUGAACUCAUUUUGUAUCCAAACCAAAUUACUUCUGAAUACUUUUAAACCAUUGUGAAUAAAAGUACAUAUGCUCUAGUCA